AUGCCCACUUGUCAAUGGACAACAGAUGCUGAGCUCGACUUCUUGCAGUCUUAUCAAGAAUCGUUCAGGUCACAUCAGCUCUCACAGUCACUCCAACGUUUCUGGCCUGACAUCUACAACACGUGGUUCACCGUGUUCCCAGAGAAGUCGAGGAUCCUUCCAGAUGUCGAGGGCAAGCUAUCAGAUGAGCAGCAGACACUGCUACAGAACUCCAUCAAGACUUGUAAGAGGACACAGAAAAUCUAUAAUUGGUAUAACAACCUGAAUUCUCAGCAAAAUCGCAAGGCAAAAGCCACACGGGUGAACUUGGACGUUCUCAGGCCAAAGGGUUCACGCACCUUGAAGGACACCGAACUGUACUCCCGUAAAUACUACAAGGAUCGGGUCCAACCGCUGGUGGAGACAGAGCUGGGUGAGCGCAAGGUUUUGAAGGUUGAGAGGAUUGAGGUGAUCAAGUGGUGGACGAAGCAGGCAUACGACGCCGAAGAUGAGGAUGUUAAGGCGGAGAUUCAGGAGGAAAUACGCACCCUUUGUGCCUCGAGAGCAGAGCAUGGUACCUCAGAGAGUGAAGGAGCCGAAGAAGUCACGGAUGAGCAUGUCAUCAAUGCCAUUGCUAGUCAAGCACUGCUCGAUGAUCUGCCUGCCAUCCUCCGUCAGAUCUUUCUUGAGCUGCAUCGCAAGACUGGCUGGUACUUCUUGGUUCUGGCUGCUGGAGAAGUACCUGGGUCGGACGGUCAAUACAAAACCAUUUCAUUCCAUCAGGAAGGGGACAACCUCGAGCACAACAUUGGGCGGCUCAGCAACUUUGUUGACCAAUUCGUCAGACCAUUCCUCGAGUAUACAAGAGAUGAAAUCAAUGACACGAAAGCAUCAAGGGAGAGUACAAGCUUGCCUGCUCGGAGUCCUUCUGCAGCCCUGACAUCAGUGUCGCCGGAUACACAGGCAUCCACCCGCUCUGGGCCAGACCCUGUCGGCCCGGGGCAAUCGUUGCCCAGUGGUCCCACCAACGCCAAUGCUCUGGCCCAUGAUGGAGGGGCUGCUCAUCCCACCGGAACUUCAUUGACUGCCGCUGCGCCUCCUGCAACUGCCGCUGUACCUCCUGCAACAGCCACUGCACCUCCUUUGACGGCCGCUGCGCCUCCUUUGACGGCCGCUGCACCUCCUUUGACGGCUGCUGCGCCUCCUUUGACGGCUGCUGCACCUCCUUCGAUGACCGCCGCACCUCCUGUGACACCCGCUGCAUCUCCUUCGACAAACGCUGCACCUCCUUUGACAGCCUCCGCACCUCCUGCAAUAAUAACCCGAUCUCCGUCGACUGCUGGGCCAUCUUCAAGUGUAGCCUCUCAUGCAACCUCGUCACCUCAUCCAUCAGUGGCUUUGUCUGCUCAUCUGACCAACGCCUCGCCGACUCUCCCCACACCAACGAUCACCGCGCAGACUAUCGCGCCAGCCAUUGCCAUGGCCGCAUCUGCGCCUGCUGCUUUGCCAGUUGGUUUGUUACCCCCACCCCCUAUGAUCGCGGACCAGCUUGGCAGCAAUGAGGCCAGGCCUUUGCAGGUGUUCCACACAUCCAGCGGGAAGUCUUCCUUGCCUGGUUCUGAGACGUUAGAGGCCUCUUACAAGGAAUUGGACAAGAUCGACUAUUCAGCCAUCUCAGAGUUCCUCAACAAUGCGGACUUGAACCCUGGGCCUGGCACGCCGCAGUUUGCCGGAGCCGCAGCAUCAACAGCUCUCUGGCUCGCUGGCAUGCAACCAGGCAUAGACUUGCCCGCGUUCUCGGCAUUCCAGUCCAAUGCAACCUCGAUGCCCAUGCUGUUCUUGACCAACACCUUACCUCCGUCUGACUUCUUGUUUCCGCCAGUGAAUGGCCUGUCUUCCACGCAGACAUCAGGCUUAUCCUAUCCGAACUUCAAUUUUGCGUCGGCAGCGUCUGCAUCGUUCACAUCGGCAGCGCCUGCAUCGUUCACCACAUGGGCCCCAGUCCCGUCACCGCUUGAGCCUCUUCCGCACACGCCGGCGCAAGCACCUAGCACAUCGACCAUUGAUAUGAUACCCGGCAACUUAGUGCAACCGAACCAACCUCAAGUUGCUGUCAGUCAAGCCCCACUGACGUUAGGCUCCGAGCCCGGCCCGUCUUCCAGUGUGUCAGACCGUCCUGCGGUGACAUCUGCUACGAUAGCAGGACCUUCAUCAGAUGCAACAACACGGGGGCCAGUCAAUACGCCAAUUCAAGGCAUGCAACCGGAGGGAUGUGCCACUGUCGCCGAGGCUUCGAGCUCGAUGACAAGGGCUAUGCAGUCGGCCUCUCCUCAGUUCUCGUUGCCCGUGACAAACGUACAGGGAACCAGUGAGGUUUCUCUGCUGCAGACUCAAGAUUCCCCGCCUCAAGCGCAAAUGGUAUCCCUUGGACCACCAGCCUCUAUAUCGCCGCCACCUCCUGCCGAGCCGACUCAACGGGAUCUGCCCGCUCCAAUUGCGCUGCAAGGCCAGAUCACUGCGGACGACAUGCCCGCGUCAGCCAUUGGAGAGCCUGCGCCCUCCGUAACGGUGUCUCAUGAACCAGCGAACAAUGGUGGCAAACAGAGUCGACCUAAGUGUAUCCGUCAACGACCUACGCGGCCGGAUGAGUCCCCUGCUCUGCAAGGGAAGACCAGCGCAUCAAGCCCAGACAUGGCGGCAACGGCAGGCAGAAAGAGGCCGGCAGAUUGUGCCUUGUAUAUGGGCACCGCUCAUUGA
This is a messenger RNA of Rhodofomes roseus, 2736 nucleotides long. RefSeq lists its product as uncharacterized. The record is from RefSeq and is a predicted model, not a curated record. NCBI's taxonomy places the organism in Eukaryota, Fungi, Basidiomycota, Agaricomycetes, Polyporales, Fomitopsidaceae. Bases 1 to 2736 code for a protein of 911 amino acids. The transcript is spliced from 6 exons.